AUGGAGCUGCUGUGGCUGUACUCCACUUGUCAGUACCUCCUCUUCAUCGGAGUCAUCGGCUGCAGUGGCCGCUUGUGCCUGAGGGUGCGUAGGAGCAGUAAUAUAGCCGGCAUCUACCAGGGCAUCCAGCUGUCCAAGCCCUGGUCUGUGUCGGGCUGUCUGCGCCUCACCCUGGGUCUGGUGGGUGCUCUUGGUGGCGCUGUGGAGCUCCCAGUCACUGUUAUUCUAAACCAGCGUAAGCCCACAUGCAUGUACACGUGCAUCACCCUCGUCUGUGGACCCCUGCUAAUUCGGCACUUCACAAUGUUCCUGGUGAUGCUUCUGUCUCUGGAUGAUCAUCUGCUGCACGUUUUGGCUCAUAAAUACCCGGCCGUGGUGACCCGACGGCGUGCCCUGUGCGCGGUGCUGCUGAGCUGGGUGGCAUCCAUCUUGUCCUCCUUCGCCCAGUUCAUUGGCUCGGACGUCCUUCACACCUGGCGGGGCAGCGGAGGAUACGGGGGGCCGGAUGGCAUUGACACUGGGACAGCUGGUCUUGAAGUUGGAGACAAUUGGACCACGACUUUACCUCCAACUACCCAGUAUCCAAAACCCCAAAAUGUCAAAGUUAUCGGGAGGUUCUUGCCCUAUGGAGGUUUUCUGUCAAAAUUCUAUGUUGAAGAUAUCCACAAUUUCACAUACGCUCAGAUCCAUAGCAGCCACUGGGGGGUGUGCUCCGCUGACACCCUUUUAAGUCUGAACUUUUUAGUCUACGUCUAUGGCAUCACCGUCUUUCUGCUACCGUUGGUUUGCUUGCUAGGUAUCUAUUUGAAUCUUCUCUGCGUGAAACCAAAGGAAACGCCGGAAUUAGCCAAAAGCUCUUUCUCACAAUUGCGUUUCCUGGCCGUAUCAAUCUUCCUCCUUGUCAUUCUAUGCGCCCCCAUCCACAUCAUCCACUCCCUGGCGUUAUUCUCCCCCAAAACAAUUGUCCCGUCCUGGGUGCACAGAGCUGCGUCGUACCUCUUCCAGGCUUACAGUGUAGUGCCCCAAGUUCUUUUCACUCCUCCGAAGAAACAAGCAAACAGGGUUAUGGAGGCUUUCUCUCUCCCCUCACGUCCUCCCCUCCACCCCCCUCUCGCUCCUGUCGAUACGACCGGAGGCAAGGCAGCGCACAAGGCAGCGCUGUGUGGAGUGGUGCAGGCGGCUCAGUGGGCCUCAGCCAAAAACGCCCUCAAAGCUAAAGUCUGCCCCCAUGUGUGA
This is a messenger RNA of Periophthalmus magnuspinnatus, 1236 nucleotides long. RefSeq lists its product as uncharacterized. The record is from RefSeq and is a predicted model, not a curated record. The coding region runs from base 1 to 1236 and encodes 411 amino acids. Lineage: Eukaryota; Metazoa; Chordata; Actinopteri; Gobiiformes; Gobiidae. The transcript is spliced from 2 exons. Gene Ontology annotation, biological process: G protein-coupled receptor signaling pathway. Gene Ontology annotation, cellular component: membrane. Gene Ontology annotation, molecular function: G protein-coupled receptor activity.